AUGGGCGGUAUCGAUCAAGUUAACGAAACCCGACUUGCACCCGCGGUUGCCAACGAAGGUAACACCGUCGAGAAUCGCGACAGUGUUACCAAAAACAUACCAACGGAUGCUAUCAUCAACUUAGACCAUGGGGAUCCAACGAUGUACGAGGCUUUUUGGGAAAAAAUGGGGGACAGAUGUACGGUUGAGAUUAAAGGGUGUGAUUCUUUGAGUUACUUUUCAAACCCUAAAAACCCUUGUUGGUUUCUUGAACCAAAGCUUGAGGAAGCGAUCAGGAGCCUGCAUGGGGCUGUAGGCAAUGCAGUAACUGAUGGUUAUUCGAUUGUGGUUGGGACUGGUUCGAGCCAUUUGGUGAAUGCAGUGCUCUAUGCGCUCACAUCAAACCACCAACCUAACCAGAUCAGUGUUGUGUCAGCAGCUCCUUAUUAUUCGGCAUACCCGGAGAUUGCGGAUUUGGUUAGGUCAGGAUUAUACAAAUGGGCAGGUGAUGCGCGCCAGUUCGAUAAAGAUGAGCCUUAUAUCGAACUGGUGACGUCACCUAACAACCCCAAUGGUGUGAUCCAGGGAUCCGUGGUGAACCGUGAUGGCGGGAUCUUAGUACAUGAUCUUGCUUAUUAUUGGCCUCAGUACACCCCUAUCACUUCUUCAUUAGAAUUCAACAUCAUGUUGUUUACUGCUUCCAAAUGCACUGGUCAUGCCGGUUCGCGGAUUGGAUGGGCACUUGUGAAAGACAAAGAAGUGGCGAAAAGGAUGAUAAAGUUCAUGGAAGUGACUACAAUUGGGGUAUCAAAAGAGUCACAACUGAGGGUUGCAAAUAUCUUGCAAUUCAUUGCUGAUGGAUGCAAACAAUUUGGAUCUCCACAAGGCGAUAACUUUUUUGAAUUUGGGCAAAGUUUGAUGAAGAAAAGAUGGCAGAUUUUAAGGGAAAUAUUGAAAGAGAACCAAAUGUUUACUAUACCAAAAUACCCUCUUGAUCAACAUUGCAAUUUCUUCGGAGAUAUCACUAAUGCCCAUCCAGCUUUUGCAUGGAUGAAAUGCAAAGAAGAAAUUGAGGACUGUGAGAAGCUAUUGAGAGGUCACCAGAUUUUAGCAAGGAGUGGAAGGAGAUUCGGGUCGGAUCCUGGGUUUGUUAGGGUUAGCAUGGUUGGUAGAGAAGAUGAGUUUAAUCUGUUCAUUGAUAGGCUUUCAAAGAUUCAAAGCUUCAACAAUGGUGAUGAGAAAGACAAGGCUAAUGCAAGUGGAAAUCUUGUUUAAUAUGAUACUAAAAUUGGUGUGGAGAUCCAGAAUGAGAGGUGUAUGACUCAUGAUCCAGCCACCAUUUUCAAAUUUAUAUAAUAAAUCUAUGUUUUGUUACAU
Helianthus annuus (common sunflower) is the source of this 1356-nucleotide messenger RNA. Its product is annotated as L-tryptophan--pyruvate aminotransferase 1. The coding region runs from base 1 to 1254 and encodes 417 amino acids. Gene Ontology annotation, biological process: amino acid metabolic process. The transcript is spliced from 5 exons. Gene Ontology annotation, molecular function: transaminase activity; carbon-sulfur lyase activity. Lineage: Eukaryota; Viridiplantae; Streptophyta; Magnoliopsida; Asterales; Asteraceae. The record is from RefSeq and is a predicted model, not a curated record.